GGGUGCUGGAUGAGGGUGAGGACGUCCUGGAGCAGCCCACCCUGGCAGCCCAGGAGCGGGCGCGGGAGGAGCUGGAGCUGCGGCGCAAGAAGCCGCCCUACGUCCCCUACGAGGAGGAGGAGCCCGGCCCCGCCCCGCAGGGCCCGAAGGCGCCGGCGCUGUUGGCCAAGUACGACGAGCCAGCGCCGCGUCCGUCCUUCCGCCUCGGCCCGGGGGGGACCCAGGACGGGGGAGACCCCCCGAAACUGCCCCCCCCCGGCCCCGCCCCCCAGAGCCUGGAGCUGCCCCUCCCCCACCUGGCGCCAGAGUACCUCACCCAACAGGAGAUGGCCGUGACGUUCCGGAAAACGCGGCGUCGGGUGAAGCGGCUGCGCAAGAAGGAGAAACCCCUGAGGGCCGACGACCUGCUGGCCCUGGCACCCGGGGACACUCGGGGGGACUUUGGCUCCAGGUCCCGCGGGCGCGGCAGGCGGGUGCAGGAGGAGGAGGAGGAGGAGGGGGCAGGAGGGGGGGACCCCGAAAACCCCCCGAGCCCCUCCCAGGACCCCCCCCCAGGAGGAAACCCCCCCGAGCCCCCCCUGCCCUCGGACGACACCCGCACAGAGAACAUGGACAUCAGCAGUGAUG
Messenger RNA from Neopelma chrysocephalum (saffron-crested tyrant-manakin), 627 nucleotides. Its product is annotated as U4/U6.U5 tri-snRNP-associated protein 1-like. The annotation marks the transcript as partial. The record is from RefSeq and is a predicted model, not a curated record. The transcript has 4 exons. Gene Ontology annotation, cellular component: U4/U6 x U5 tri-snRNP complex. Gene Ontology annotation, biological process: mRNA cis splicing, via spliceosome; maturation of 5S rRNA. NCBI's taxonomy places the organism in Eukaryota, Metazoa, Chordata, Aves, Passeriformes, Pipridae.